Molecule: messenger RNA, 1694 nt
Organism: Branchiostoma floridae (Florida lancelet)
Lineage: Eukaryota; Metazoa; Chordata; Leptocardii; Amphioxiformes; Branchiostomatidae
Product: protein Ycf2-like
Exons: 4
Coding region: 57-1694 (545 amino acids)
Source: RefSeq, a predicted model, not a curated record
CGGAUAGCCUCAGAAGUGCAGCAAGGACGGGCGGUCCAAACCGAGGCUGACAGGUGAUGUCAUCAACCAAGAUGGCUGACAGCGGCGGCGGUCAUCGGGGGAAUCGGCGGAAAAACGCAGGAAAGCGAGGAGGAAAGCAGACCACGGAUAUGACGAAGGGCGCCGGCGGAGGCGGUCGCGCCGGGCGCCGCGGAAAAGGGCGGCAGAGAGGCGGGAAAGGAAACCAGCAAAACCAGGACGACGACGGACAGUUGACCAAUGAGCAGCCAGUGUUUAACGGUGCUAACGGUAUGUCGACUGAAGAGACCACACACUCAGAGCCGGAGGAGGUUGUGAUGGAGAGGGAGGGGGCUUCCAGUCAAGAGCCUACAGAAGAAUCAGCUGUUAGUAAUGGCGUAGAUGAGAACGAUUCCGCAGAGGCAGACUUGGACAGAGGCUCGGCCGCUGAGGCAAAGUCUUCAGCUGAAAGUAAGACUGCAUCCCAGUCACCAAGACAUCGUGUAAGAGGCGAGAUCGACCCUGAACUGGAGUCCGACCAUUCUGUUUACGAGGACGCCAAAGAGCCAGACCAGGACAAUACGGAGAACAUGGAGGACAACACCAGUGAGGAUGGGGAAGUGGUGGAGUCCGAGGGAGCUGGUACAGAGCAGGAGGAGGAUGGCAGCCAGGAGCAGGCUGAAGAGGAUGUGCAUCAAGACGAGGAGGCGGAAGGUGACAGGUCAGAACCCGACGAACAAGAGGUCGAAGGGCAAGGGUCGGGAGCUGAAGGUGAGGGGUUAGAAGAGGAAGAGGUUGAAGGUCAAGGUUCAGAGCCGGAAGAUGCUCAACAAGUUGAGGACACUGAUCUUGCCGAUGGGCCAGGAGAUGGAGAAGAGGAAGUGGAUGCUGGGCAGGAUGUGCCUGAAGAUGAGGAUGCGGAGGAAAAUGAAGAACCAGAGGACAGUACACAAACUGUGGGCAGUGAAGAAAAUGCUGAAGAGAUGGAAGAAGAAGAAGAAGAGCAAGAGGAGGAGGAGGAAGAUGAGGAAAUGGAAGAGGAGGAAGAUGAAGAAGAAGAUGAAGAAGAAGAGGAGGAGGUUGAAGAGAAUGGAGAGGAAGAAGAUGAUGAAAAUGGAGCUGAUGAAGGAGAAGAGGAAGAAGUGUCUCCGGAGGAAAAUGUAGACGAAGAAACCACGGCAGAAACUGAUGCGCAUCAAGAGCAACCAGAGGUUGAAUCUGACCCUGCUGAGAAUGGAAACAUGACAGUACAGCAAGAUGGUACAGGCGAUGUUCUCACUGCGGCCUGCAGCAAGCUAGUCAGCGAAGCCGGUACAGGCACGCCCGCAGAUGCAGACUCCAGACAUGGCUGUGACCGGGCCUUCAUCAACGUGGAGCUACUCAAGUCGGAGAGCAGGAGAAAGCCUCCCGCGGCCACCAGAGUCCGGGGCCCGAGGGAUGAGUAUGAGGAGGAUGCGGCGGAGGAGGACCAGCUUCCCCAGGAGGAUGCUAAGGACCUGCAGGACGAUGAGGAGGAGCUGGACCGGGAGGUGGAGAGUUACACUCAGGAGGACCUUCACGACCACCUGGGACAGAGACUGCCAGGUGUGCUGGAGGACAGAUCACCUGUGAAGACUCAGGUGCAGCGGGAAGCCAUCAGUCUGGCCCUGAAGGACAUACAAAACGCCAUCGCUCAGAGCAAGAAGGUACUUCAGUAG